Molecule: messenger RNA, 664 nt
Organism: Gamsiella multidivaricata
Lineage: Eukaryota; Fungi; Mortierellomycota; Mortierellomycetes; Mortierellales; Mortierellaceae
Product: thioredoxin-like protein
Exons: 1
Coding region: 214-549 (111 amino acids)
Molecular function (GO): 2 iron, 2 sulfur cluster binding
Source: RefSeq, a predicted model, not a curated record
AAAAUAUAGGUCUAUGUCAAAGGUGAAUUCGUGGGAGGUCUGGAUGUUGUCAAGGAGAUGGUCGCAACGGGCGAGUUUCAGGCCUUGGUUCCAGCAGAAAAGGAUCUCAAGACGCGCAUGGAUGAAUUGAUCAACAAGGCACCUCUGAUGAUUUUUAUCAAGGGUAGCCCAGAGACCCCACGCUGCGGAUUUUCAAAGUGAGUUGCACUUCCUAUGAUUUGUGUCCUGCAAUUUCUACUAUCUGCAUCCUACAAAAGCAUUUCGCAGCGCUCAUUGUACAUGUCUAACGCCUCCUUCUGCUCCAAUGCGAACCUGGUUCAUAGGAAAUUGGUCGCUCUGCUGGCUGACCAGGGUGUGACCUAUGAUUCUUUUGACAUCUUGGAAGAUGAUGACAUCCGCCAAGGCUUGAAGACCCAUGUCGACUGGCCUACGUUCCCAAUGGUGUUCUUCAAGGGCGAACUCUUGGGCGGUCUCGACAUUAUCACGGAAAUGGUCGAAAAUGGAGAGUUUACGCAGGUUGUCGCCGAGGCUAAGUCGCCAGUUGCUUAGCUGUGUAGUAAGGACUUAAAAAUAAAAAAAAUAAAAAUAAAAAAAAAGGUUGGCCAUGAACGGCACUCCAUGGACCCGGAGUAAAUGGCAAUAUGUAAAACCAUCUACAGCGCGG